This is a messenger RNA of Alligator mississippiensis (American alligator), 771 nucleotides long. RefSeq names its product single-pass membrane protein with coiled-coil domains 1 (gene SMCO1). The record is from RefSeq and is a predicted model, not a curated record. The transcript has 4 exons. The coding region runs from base 1 to 771 and encodes 256 amino acids. Lineage: Eukaryota; Metazoa; Chordata; Crocodylia; Alligatoridae.
AUGGAAAACAUUUAUGAAAGUCAAGAGAAGCCUAUGCCUAAAAUUUUAAAGGAAAAACUCUUAAUUGCCUUCUGCAAUGUCUCACAGGAAGUCCAAGCUGAGGCCAAUGUGAACAUGUCCAAACCAUGUGGCGUAUGUGAAGCUUGCCUAUUAUGUUUUUUAAUAUUUCACAGAAUAGAAAACAAACUGCAGACCUUAGAGAAUAAAUUCAAAGAGCUGGAUUCAACCCUAGAGCAACUGACACAGAAGUUUGAGAUUCAGGGCACGUCCUUGGAGGAGCAAGUGAGCCAGGAUGAAAUGUGGACAUCGCUGCUGGAGGACAGGUUCACUUCAGUGGAAAUAAAACUCUUCUACAGCUAUGUUAGUGAAACAAUUUGCUGCUUGCACAAUCAGGUGACACAGAAGCUGCCAGAUCUAGCAAGAAGUCUUCCUACCUUAGCCUCUAUACUGAGGCGCAAAAGCAAGAACCAGAGAAUUAGACUGGUAUGGGAGUCAGUGCUGGAGAGUCUGGGGCUGCAAGAAGGACAUGUCAGAGCCCUCUGUACUUUUUUCAUCACACACAGCUAUGAAGCACAGUACUACCCUGUCUACUCAGCUAACCAGAGACAAAAGUAUACCGGUGAUAUCAUCACCAUGAUAACCAAGGUGGUGAAGAACCAGAUGCUGCAAGAGAGCCUGCUAUGUGCUGUUCAGGUAGUAGAGAAUGGGAAAGCAGAAAAAAAAGGCAAGCAAGGCAGUAUCCUUUGUCCAAAAGUAGUGUCACAAACUUAG